CGUAUCUGGUGCUCUGAUCAUCGUGCUACUCAGAAUCUUCAAGGACUUACUCGUCUCUUGACAACUCUCUUUUGCGUCCUUCACCGGAACCACACAGCGUCCCUUAAGCUUCUAGUCCUCCUAAAGUAUCUCUCACUGGUAAAAUUCGUCAAUGUCAUCCACAUCUACUCCGACUUGCUGGAACUACGUUCGAGGACAUUGUUCUCUCCGAAAAUGCAAAUACUAUCACCCAACGGAUAUCUCUUUCCAGAGUCCCUUCGCAACUUCAAUUUCGAAGCGCGUGCCGAAUGAAGUAGACGAGAAUUCUUCAACGAAUUGGAGAGAGGCUUCACUCACUACGCCUAUUCCGUACACGCCUGUCGCCUGGAAAACCGCACCUUGUAAACAUUUCAUACAGACUGGAAGCUGUGCGAUGGGUAACAGAUGCAAAUUCAUUCACGAUUCACACCUUGUCCGUGGUGACAGGGAUGCUCGUUCUAAUGGACGCUUGAUGAAGGAAAGCAUUACAUCGUCAAAUGCGCAUUGUUGGUCGUAUGUCCAAGGAAAGUGCAAAAACUCUUCCACUUGUCCCUAUUUCCAUCCGUCGAACCCAAUCCCUUAUAAAAAAUAUACACCUUGCCUCCUUUGGCCAAAAUGCCCGGCGGGAGAUCAUUGCUCGUUCAAACAUCCGAGACCAUUGAAAGAACCGCUCCAACCUGCCGCCAGUAAUUCUGCGACUGUCCUUUCAUCGGUUACGUCUGCCUUGGAGUAUCCUCGCUUUACAUGUCACCAAGAUGAUUCUUUUGACUCAUCUCCCUCGACCUUGCCCCAAAUUGCGUCCCCAGUGCCAAAGUACUUUGCAGGCUCGAGAUUGAAACUUUUUGACAGCGACUUUUCUGGAGAUCUUUACCAGCAUCCUCAUUUCAGCCCCUCAUAUAACGCCUAUGGAGGAGUUGCAUCUACUCCUUUGGCAUAUGGUGACCGCACUGUCUCUAAAGCUCAGUUUUUGCAGUCGGGGACCCCUCGCUUCCAACCUGGUCAUGCACGUCGUAUCAGCGUCCCGGUGCGGAAUCCUGAUACCAAUGUGAGAAUCGAUUUCUAAAGUUCCAAAGGACGGGAGCCAACCUUCAGCGAAUUAUCCGGAUUUUCUAUCGAGGAUAAUCCGAUUCAAACCCCUCAGUAGUCCUUAGGACUACGGUGGUUGUUUCUCA
Molecule: messenger RNA, 1190 nt
Organism: Lentinula edodes (shiitake mushroom)
Lineage: Eukaryota; Fungi; Basidiomycota; Agaricomycetes; Agaricales; Omphalotaceae
Exons: 4
Coding region: 152-1081 (309 amino acids)
Molecular function (GO): metal ion binding
Source: RefSeq, a predicted model, not a curated record